AUUCAACAUAGAACAUUAGGGACAAUCUUGAACCGGUUUAAUGUGCUUACACAUCCGGGAUCAGCGACCAAGCUUGUGAUACUCCGUCUUCCCCAUUUACACGAAUUAUAUUGAAUCAAUUUCAAUAUGGCUCAAGUGACCCACGUCUUCACCAUGGCGAUGACCUGCGAGGGAUGCUCGGGAGCAGCAGAGAGGGUACUCAAGAAACAUUCGGAAAACAGUGACAUCACAACAGACUUGGAAACAAAGAAGGUGACAGUGACGUCCACGCUCUCAGCCGACGAACUCCUGGAAAUUCUGAAGAAGACUGGCAAGGAAGUCAGUUACGAUGGGCCGAAGUAG
Messenger RNA from Haliotis rufescens (red abalone), 342 nucleotides. Its product is annotated as copper transport protein ATOX1-like. Bases 127 to 342 code for a protein of 71 amino acids. Gene Ontology annotation, biological process: copper ion transport. The record is from RefSeq and is a predicted model, not a curated record. The transcript is spliced from 3 exons. Lineage: Eukaryota; Metazoa; Mollusca; Gastropoda; Lepetellida; Haliotidae. Gene Ontology annotation, cellular component: cytosol. Gene Ontology annotation, molecular function: metal ion binding; copper chaperone activity.